CCUGGUCUUUGAGUUGGCAGAGUGUGCUGUUGUAUUAAACAUCCAGACAGACUAUAUAAAGCCUAUAUACAUUUAUUUUCUUCACCACUUAUCACAUCAAACCAGGAUUUCAGAAGAUGUCCGUCACAGUUUACUUCAGCAGUGUUAGUGGUUCUAGAGAGGUGAAGCAACAACAGUCUGAGAUUUUCCAGUUCCUGGACGCAAAGAAAAUUAAGUACUUUGCUGUGGACAUCUCACAGAGCCCAGAAAAGAAAGAGGAGAUGAAAAAGAAAGUGGGAAACCAGUCUGCAAUGCCACCUCAGGUCUUUAAUGGGGACAAAUACUGUGGGGACUAUCAAAAGUUUUUUGAGGCAAUUGAGGACGGGAAGCCAGAAGCGUUUUUCAAACUCUGAGUGUCGACUGCAACUCCUCAGUUCCCGAAUGCUUGUAUUUUGGGAACGUUUUUAUAUGCCAAGAAAAUUUAUAUUUUGCACUGUUAAAUAAAUUAAGAUUGUACAUUAAAUCGACUUGAAAAAUGAUCACAAACAGAUGAAUGCAAGAAAUAUAACAUGUUCAGCAUGAGGACAAUUCGUUGUGGAUUGGAUGACAUGUAAAAAUGUUUAAAAAAGUAGAGCGGCCUAGUCUUUACCAGGCCACUAGGGUGCAGUAGUGUCUAUUUUAAACACAUUCACAAGUUAGUCAUGUAUACAAAUAUGUUCUACAAAAAAACGUUCAAAUAAAUGCAUUUGUUCCUGUUAUUUGUAAA
This is a messenger RNA of Triplophysa rosa, 745 nucleotides long. RefSeq lists its product as uncharacterized. The transcript has 3 exons. The record is from RefSeq and is a predicted model, not a curated record. Bases 117 to 392 code for a protein of 91 amino acids. Lineage: Eukaryota; Metazoa; Chordata; Actinopteri; Cypriniformes; Nemacheilidae. Gene Ontology annotation, cellular component: cytoplasm.